Dermacentor silvarum is the source of this 8100-nucleotide messenger RNA. RefSeq lists its product as uncharacterized. Lineage: Eukaryota; Metazoa; Arthropoda; Arachnida; Ixodida; Ixodidae. The record is from RefSeq and is a predicted model, not a curated record. The coding region runs from base 192 to 2714 and encodes 840 amino acids. The transcript has 9 exons.
AUCAAAGACCGUCAUCAUCCUCAUCAUCAUCAAAGAUCAUCCUCAUCACCGGUGUGUGUGUAGGCGGUGCGCGUCCAGCGUCGGGAGCUGCUGGCGCCGGCCUCUGGCAGGACUGCUGAGGAGCGGCGCAGGCGGCGUCCAGCGACGACGACUCCUCGUCCACGACUCGACCGCGGUCCGAGGACGAGGAGAUGGCCACCGAAGGGGACCAGCCGAUUACCAAGGCCGCAGAGAACACCACGGCGAUGACCGAGACGACCGUGGCCCAAAUUGAGGCGAGCGCCGUCCCGGACGUCACUUCCGGGCCGCUUGACGCAACCGCAGACGGAAAGCCGGAAGUUCCUUCCGCGAAACUACCGCCACAAGGCACGGCCGCCGACCCUCCGGAAGAGCAGAAACAGCAGAAGCGACCGAGAGAAGAUAUACAGCCGGAGCACUACUACAUGGUCCUGCUGGAAGACGUGCUCUCCGCGGACCAGGGACGCCGGGGACGGGACGGCGGCGGCCGCGCCGCCGAACCUGGUGGCAGCGGUGGCGGCUACGACAGAGCGGGGCGCCACCUCGCGGAGCCGCUCGACGCCACGAUGGACGACGACGACGACGUGCUGUGCGGCGAGCGCUGCGCCCCGCUCAACCGCGUGUUCGGACUGCCGCUGCUCGGGCUCGCGUUCGUCACCAUCGUGUUGCCGGUCACCGUGCACCGGUUCUCCUCGGGGCAGAACGCGACGCAGCAGCCGCAGCUACACGGGACGUCGGGCAGACUGUAUCCAACGAUAAGGCCCGGUCAGUUCAACUACCUCGCGGACAGGAUGCUUCGGGCUUCCGCGACGACUGCCAAGCAGGCAGCACCGUGGCAAGCACGCAACAACUCCGCCGGGAUUGGCCGCGUCAUGCUUGAUUGGCAGCGACUGCUUGGGACCAAGUGGAAAACGGAUACGAAGCCGCCCACCUCGGCGCCCCCUUCUGUGACGUCGACAACGGGGCAGAACUCGGCGCCGCGAGAGAGUCCCCGACCCCAGAGCGCCUCCAACAGUGCCUAUGGUGCGCAGCCGCCUUCGAGAGGCGUCGACAAAAAAUUAGACGGAAGUGGUCUUCCGCACUGGGAGCCGCCAAUGAUUGGGCCCCAAAAUUUCCUAGGCGGAACCAGAAGGUUCUUCGAGAAGAGGACGACGCUGCCGACAACGCUUCGCGACAGCAGCGCCGGCGGCGGCGAAAACCCACACGAAGCCCACGCCGAAGACGAUGGAAGAAGAAGAAGCGGCGAAGACCAAGGUCUUCCCUACGGCAGCGGACCCAAGGGAAACGGCACGCCGAAAGGCGGCGCUCCAGGUGGCGCCACGGGCGAGCCAGUGCCCCCGCUGAGCGGCUCGCAGCUGUGGUGCGUCUACCAGCCGCCAGGAGUCCACGACGCGGCCGUCGUGGACGACGACGAGUACCAGCUGGAUGACGUGCCGGUAUCCCUCUGUACGGCCGUCGUCUACUGCUGCCUAGACGUGUGGAAGCACGGCGUGCGAACAUACCAGGCCCCGACGGCGCGGCCUCGAGACACUAAAUAUGGCAGAUGGGACGGCACGCAUCCCGAGGAGGAGUACAAACACGAUGGAGACGGCGGACCGCAGGGCAUCUACCACUUCUCGGGAUUACGAACUGCCCGUGGAGCUCCGCCCACGCUGAGGCUGUACGCCAUGUUGGGAGGACGCGACCAGACGACGUUCAGCUUCACGCGCAAGAUGGCCGCCGGUUCGUCCGGAGACGAAGCGCUCUCUGACGAUCAAGACGCCUCUGGUGGCCGCCGCCGGCAGCUUAACAGACGCGAGAACACCGUCGGCUCCGAAAAAGCCAGAGGUGCCCUCUGGAACACGGCUCAGAGCCGUCCCAUAAAUUACACGGUCCUGGACAAGACCGUUGAUCUGAGUGCAAGAUGGCUUCGGCGCAUGCGUCUGGACGGAUUCGUCUUCAAUUACAGGUCGGACCCGCAUUACCCGCGCGCGGACCCGCUCUACCUCCUCUACUUCCGCGCCUUCCACGAGCGCUUGGGCGAACACAAGCUCCACGCCACCCUGGUGUUGCCGGACGCCCUGACGUCGACCGGAAACGGAAGUACGGACCGAAAGCGGCGCGCCGGAGCCACGUCGGUGGCCCGGCUCGUGGCCACGGGCUACACGCCGCUCGUGCUGCCCACCCACGACCUGGUGCCCCAGGACCGGGAACUGAACGGCGACGAGCACGGCCGGAACCACGGUUCCGACGACGCUGCACCGGCCGCGGGGCAAGAACAACACGACGAGCCCAUUCUGCCGCCCCCGGUGUCCGGGCUUUCGCCGUACGGCGUGAACGGCACCUGCAGCCGCGACGUGUCCCGCGCCGUACUCGAGCGAAGACCCGACGCUCCUGACGCAGGAGAGGUUGCUCACCGGGCGCUACGGCAAGCUGACCGUGAACAUGAAGCUAAACACGCUGGUCACGGUGUCCUUCAAGGCGGACCACUACAGGCUACGGAGCACGAAGCGCUACAAGGAGCUCACGCCAGCGUACAAGGCGAGAGCGCAAUAUACGACACUUCCGAGUUUGUCUGUUUUUUGUUUUUUUUUUUUCAAAGGCCAUGCAUAUCUUGUAACGAUCCAAUUCAGUUUCACUUCCCUACGCACUGUCUCACUGUAUUCGACGACGACGCCGUACUAUCACCUGGAUCUGCAACUCGGCGCGACGGGUGAUAAAAACGAAAAAAAAAAAAAUCUGAAUCGUUACAAAAUACGGCUGCCGGUUCACCUUAACGCGAGUUAGUACAGUAAUUGUAACGAUCCAUUUCAUUUUUCAUAUUUUACCUGGCACACCUAGCGCCGAGUGGCCAAUUCAGGCAAUAACGGCGGCGAGGCGGCGUCCGAGUCAAUAGGGAGCUUUAGUUGUCCGGUAUUCCGGUAAGCGCCAGCGCACUGGGCGUUUUACCGGAUGAGCGGAGGCGCAAACGUGAACAGCCUCCACGGUGCCCCCACCUGGUGGCACAGAGCCCAAUGAGGCAUACACGGAGCUAAUAUCUCAGUAACCAAGCGUAGUAUUUUACUUCGCUGCUGGUGUAAGUUUUGGGCAGCGGCGUAAUUCGCUUGCGUUUACCGGAAUACCGGACACACUAAAACUCUCUAAUGUGGGACACGAAUAGGCAGAGCAUCGAACUAUCGUGCUGGGGGAGCCUGGUUUCAAUCCCAGCACCAGGUCGCUUUUUUUUUUUUUUUGUCUUCCGAGGAGACCUAGAACGAGGCGAGGCAUGCAGUAACGUACCCAUACCUAUCUGCCGACCACAAAGUGUCUCCUGCGAGGCAAAGAAUUGUUCGCAUUAAAUAGAAUAGGCAGACGAAUGAAGGGAAGCGUACAAAGACACGUUGACCGCUGCACUGCACGUACCCUGCACUCACGUCAGCUACUUUUUGCACACUGCCAAGAUUCAUACGACAAACGAAUUCACUGUAUCCGAUGAAGCUGCUGCUGUUCCGUGUCCGAAGCACGCAGCAGACAUUCCAACACAUGCACACAUAUUCCUUCACGCACACUAACAGCACAGUCCGAAACACAACUCCGUUCGACGAACGUCACGGCGAAAGCUUGCCGGGUACUGUAUUCAACAAAAAAAAAGGGGAGGGGGGGAAACGCGAUCCAGAUUCAACGCAUGUUUACAAAUAUAUGGGAAACGACGUAUUCGAACAGCGAUUAUUUAAAUUCUAUAUACAGUUAAAUACGAUACGUACAACUAUCCUUAUUUCCUUCCAACGCAACAUGUAAUCUCGUACAAUAUGUAUGCUUGUCUAUCCAAUGCAUGUGUUUAUAAUGUUCGUAGGAGCAAAUUCCAGCCAAUACUGAUGCCGGGCGUGUUAGCGAUGGUGGCCAUGCCAGUGGCAAAGAGCAGUUGCGAACAAAACAAAUAUUUCGUGAAUUCUGCCCCACUGGCCGAUGUUCCCAAAAUUUCUCCUACGUAAGAGAAUUUCCUCAAUGUCUAGCGUACGUUCCAACGCCCGCGCCGCCAUUCACGAUAUAGCGAUCGGUGUGAUAAACGAGACUAUCGCUGCAACAAUGGCCAAUCGGGGAAGGCACAUAGAAAGAAACAUUACCAGCACCCAGCGAUAGAAUUUACAAAGCUCUUCGUUAGUAACUGCUCUUUGCUGCUGGCCGGCCCCCUUGGUAUAACAUAUUCAAACCUAAAUUUAACAACACCGCAUUUUUUAGAAAAUAUUCAAUUCAACGAAGUGCUUUCGAUUGCCCGACUUAUAGUAACACGGAGCAUUAUGUACUCAAAACUUCGAAGCAACGAACCGAACUCAACUUCACACCCGAUUUAACGAAGUCUUGAGGGAAACGAUGCGCAGAGUAUGGAGGUUUAGCUUCUCCGUAAACUCAUAUGCGUUUGGAAAUCUUUUUGCCAAGUGAGCUUUCUCCUCGAAGGAAAGUCCUAAAAGUACUGCAAGUUAACGAUUACCUCCCUACCAAACUUUACAAAAGCAUGUAGAAUUACAAUAUAGUAGAUCACUGCAGCAUCAGCUUUCCGUGCUCUCUGGUUCAAGUACGGGUCGCGAGAUGUCCCUACAAGCGUAGUUGCGGCCGUACACGUCUCCGGUACCCCGGUAAGAGUGUGUAUAGCGUUACACAUUUUAUGUGAAUGGCGGGCAUAUAUUGCUUUUUUUUUUUUCCUCAAUGCGCCAUUAUUCAUCCACUCCGAACGGCCAGUACCUUUCACGGUAGCGAAGCAAUGUCAAUCCACUUACCUGCUGUCCACGGCCGCUUGUCCUCUCUCCCUCUGUCUACCCACCCUCUCUCUUUUCGCAGCCUUCACUACUCUUACAUACAUAUGGCGUAUACAUUACACAUGCAGCCACGGCAGCGCCGCGCGGCGGCCAGAUCCUUCGUUAAGAGCCCGAGAUUACGACACUGCCACUAAAUUGCGGUGCCGACGGCUAUAUACGCAGACCCACACGCAACUCAUUCCACCAACCUCUUAGCGUACUGCAGGGCGCGCGUUUAACGUGUUUCGCGGUUUCUUGGAGAGCGAGAGAAAGGCUUAGAGAUUUAAAGGUAAAGUAUAAAUAGGAAUAUUUACGUAAAGGAGCACCGACCUAUAUUUUCCGAAAUUGUAGAAUCUCUUAACCACACGCUUUUUUUUUUUUUUUUUUUUGCACGUAAAAGGAUGGCACUUCGCGAAUAUGAAGGUCGGGAAACACUUAGGUAUAUACGAUGAUCAUGAUGAUACGUGGGAGUUUAUGGCGUAAGGGCAAAUGAUGGUCGAAGAGCGACAAAACACCUGUAACAUAAUUUAAUUUAUUAAAGUGGGUCUCACGCCGUACACGAAGUCAAACAUAACGGCGACGUCAGUGCUCUUGCCAGCGAGCUUUGAUGAUUUCACGCAGGAAGAGGGUUAGGGAUGAUGAUAUUCUUCAUAAAAAAAAAAGGUUGAUGAUAAGAGUGCUGCGCGCGUUUAAUCUGGUUUGUGAUAAUUUGGAAAGGAUCGAGUCAAGUACAUCAUGACGUCAUCACGCAUCCACAUCCGGGGUACUGAUGACGAAGCCGGCGCUUAAAAACAAGUGCUACAUUGUACUAAAUUAUUUAGGCCGCUCUAACGCCCCUACCAGUAUUUCCUUUUUUUUUCACUCUCUCUUUAUUUUAGAGGUUUUGGACCUUCGUUAAACGCAAAAAAAAAAAAAAAAGAGGUUGACAAAUGGAAACUUUCGUGUCAGCCAUAUACAUGUAUACUCUCAUUCGAAGCUUGCCUUCUCGAGUUUCUUGCGGACCGCACAGGAGCGAUAGACUUGACCUUGAUUGGCACACGCGCCCUUGACGACGAGAUGGCGUGGCACGCCGGCGGCUAUAUUCGCCGCAGCAGCUACUGCGUUAGUAGACAAGCCGCUACAGGGAGUAGUCGUAUACUGCGGGCACGCGCCGCCGGCGCGCGCUUUGCUUUCGUCUCUCGAGGUUGGCGCGCAGCCCUCGCCCAAAGACAGAACGGCGUAUACGAAAUGCGUAUCUAUAGUUCCUGCCUCGAAAGUUCCCACAACUCCUCUCGCAUCGGAAGCUGAUUCCCCAGAUGCAGUUUUUCUAACGAACUAGCUGUAGUAGCUCGUUUAGUUUGGUUUGGUCGGGUGCGAUAAGUUUGUUUACGUGCAACAGUGCAUCGUUAGGUUAGGUUAGGUUAGGUUAGGCUAAGCUAGGCUAGGUUAGGUGCACUGGUGCAUCAUUGGACUAGAUUAGGUGAAAUAUUGCAUCAUUAGGUUAGAUUACACCUUCGGCGCAACAGUGCAUCAUUAAGUUAGGUUAGGUAUAUAGUAGCUUCUUUAGUUUGGUUUCGCUUGGUUAGGUGCAACAGGUUAGUUUAGGUGCAGCAGUGCAUCGUUAGGUUAGGUUAUGCUAGGCUAGGCUAGGUUAGGUGCAAUAGUGCAUCAUUAGGUUAGAUUACACCUUCGGCGCAACAGUGCAUCAUUUAGUUAGGUUAGGUGCGAUAUUGCAUCAUUAAGUUAGGUUAGAUUAAGUACAACGGUGCAUCACUUAAAGGGCUCGAAGAACAAGGGUUCGGACAGCGUUCUCCGACUGCCUCUCCCCGCGCCCCCUCCACUUUCCUCCUCCUCCUUUCGCAACACAAUUUUUUUUUUUUUUUUUUUUUUUGACAUCACUGCACCGAACUACGAGAGCAGCGGUGAGCGCACGCAUAUUUUGGAUCGCUCUUUCCGGCGGUCGACGCCGUGCUGCGAACGCCGACGCGGCGGCUUCGCGAGACGCUCUGGCGUCACUCCAAGGCCGCGCGCACCUCCGCUUUCACUCUCUCUGCGCGUCGGCGACGUCGUCGUCAAGAGCGGCGUCGUCGUCUAAAACGUUCCCAGGCGCAUCCAGCGUUGGCGGAAACUGGAACGCAGUCGGUGAAAGCGCGAAGACACAACAAGCGGACGACGCGCGAAGGCCAUGGACACGGAAGAAGCCGAAGCACCACCGCGGGCAGCUCGUUAUGGAGCGAGCACCUGUGUGAUGCACGGCCUCCGAAAACCAAUGCGGCGCGCGCUGCCGGAUCUUUGAGGCCGUAUGUGAUCCGUUGGGUUUCCUACAAUGAUUACUAGAGUGAAAGAUCUGGAGCUGUGAUGGUUAAGCUGACAUGGGAAUGAUGAUCAGAGAUCGCUGGGAGAGGCCUUCGCCCUACGGUGUGGACAUAAAAGUAGGGUGACGGUGAAGAUGAUGUUAGUGCAUGGAUUUGCUUCAUCUUCGUGCUUGCGGCUCCAGAACGUUCUUGAUGACGUUCUUCAUUUCGCGUUAUUCUUCUCAAUUUCCAAGCCAUCGUAUUGUUUUUCUAAACGCGCCAAUGCGAUAAGUUUCUGCGCGCACGCGUUGAAAUUGCCAAUUGUAUAUGACAAAAUUUCUGCAAAUCCCUGAACUGCGCUCAUUCUUCACAUGUCUGGCUGCACUGCCACGCUUGCAGCUGCAGUAGACACUCGCGCCGGAGUUCCCUCUAGUAAUUAUUGUCGAAAACUCUAUGCUGUGAUCAUGGCUACCGAGAUUCGGGCGGCGCGCGCUCUCUGCGCGCGCCGCCCGAAUCUCAGAAGCCAUGCUGUGAUCGAUGCACUCUAUAGUUUCCUUUUCAAGCUACGACUACUGGGAGAACAGUUUCGAAAUAUUUGCUGGAUUAUUACAUUCAGCGAACGCGGGCUCCAAAGGCGCGUCUGACAACACCCUACGUCAAUGGGCCUUCGGGCCAGAGCUGGUGUAAUCUCGGCCCUAUCACAUUAUUCGCUUUCUCCUGCUCCCCUACAGUUAUUAUUCUUAUUUGCUUUCAAUAAAGACGCCUGUGCCACAUUUGCAUUAUCCUCGAGAAAGCCUUUGCAAGACAAAGCAGCGGCUAGUGGUUUACAUCAAAUGCUGCGCAGCAUUCGAUGAUAGUGUUCUACAUCAAAAGCUGCAACAGCAUUCGAUGGCCUGUAAAUCAGGAAGCCCCGCAGUCCCGAGAAAAGACAAAAGCUUCCAUCACCGAAAAGCGAAUGCCGAGCAGUGGUGCUACUGCGUAAAGGAAAACUGCCAUCGACAUACGCGACUGCAGUCCGAAACUACAGAGGAGAGAGGGGCAGCAUUUCGUAACGAUCC